Messenger RNA from Lagenorhynchus albirostris (white-beaked dolphin), 480 nucleotides. RefSeq names its product THAP domain-containing protein 6-like. NCBI's taxonomy places the organism in Eukaryota, Metazoa, Chordata, Mammalia, Artiodactyla, Delphinidae. Bases 1 to 480 code for a protein of 159 amino acids. The record is from RefSeq and is a predicted model, not a curated record. The transcript is spliced from 2 exons.
AUGGUGAAAUCUUGCUUGGCCAUUGGAUGUGCUUCUCGCUGUUUACCAAAUUCCAGGUUAAAAGGACUGACAUUUCGCAUAUUCCCCACAGAUGAAAACGUCAAAAGAAAAUGGGUAUUAGCAAGAAAAGACCUGAUCUGGGAGCCUAAAAAAGGAGAUGUGUUGUGUUCAAGGCACUUUAAGAAAGAUUUUGACAGAAACGCUCCAAAUAUUAAACUGAAACCUGGAGUCAUACCUUCUAAUUCCCCAUCUCACUUAUAUGAGCAUAGCUACAGUGUAAUGGACAGUCCAAAGAAACUUAAACAUAAAUUAGAUCAAAUGAUCAGCGAGCUAGAGGAUACCAAGAAAAGUCUGCGGAAUGUUUUAGACGGAGAAAAACGUUUCCAAAAAUCACUGAGGAAGACAAUCAGGGAAUUAAAGGAUGAAUGUCUCAUCUGCCAAGAAACAGCAAACAGACUGGAAGUUUUCUGUCGGGAGUGA